Messenger RNA from Mesorhabditis belari, 741 nucleotides. The record is from the annotation of a GenBank genome assembly. NCBI's taxonomy places the organism in Eukaryota, Metazoa, Nematoda, Chromadorea, Rhabditida, Rhabditidae.
AUGUAUCCAUUUCCUUACAAUGUCUACAAUCAAGGCUACAAUCAGAGAGUUCCAUUCAUCAUCCCAAGACCAUACGUUGACGAUUUCAUUGAUCUCCGACAAAACAAUGAGAAGCCGUACAAAGGUGAACACGAAUACGAGAAAAUCGAGCGCGCUCUUUAUGUGCUUAGAUUUUUGUCUUUUGCACAGAUUUUCACUGGUGGAGUGUUACUGGUGACGGAUAUAUCAAAAAUCGUUCUUAUCUGGAAUUAUCUUUCAUUGAGCGAUGUGAAAUUGGAAUAUGUUUCCCAAUUGAUGUAUCCGGUUUUCGUGAUCGUUCUCGGUUUUGUUUCCCUUUCGGCUGUCGUCUCUCCAUCAGCUUCGCUAACGAAAUUUCUUCUUGUUUUAGUAGUCGUCUCCGUUGUGCCAACCGUCGUUUUACCAAGAUAUUCGGUUUUUAUCACAGCAGCUAUAGAGGCGAUGGCGCUUGCGCGAGCAGCUGAACAAUCUUUCUACAUGAUACAGCCUCGAGAUUUGAGUCAGGGAAUGAUUCAGAGUGAAGCGGCGAACAAAUUGAUGCGAAUGCUUUCAUCGCACAACGAAAGAUGGCCACUUGGGAUAAAAGAUCUAUCGCAACUCUCACCCGACUACACACUAACCGUUCAAUACCUCCUCGUCACCUAUGCCAUGUUUUCUUUUGUUCAUCUUUUAUUUAUGAUUGUUACAUUGGUGUUUUUACUGCGUUUACUUCGAUAUCAACAA